AUGGCCCGCCCAGGAGGGGUGCUGGCUGAGAUGCAGGUCGCAGCUGAGCCUGGUGAGAAGACCUCCUCCAGGGGCCAGCCCGUCGGGAUCCCCUUGCUAGAGCAGGAACCCGAGGAGGCGCUGGGCCUGAACCAACUGCCAGCCGAGCUGCUCCUGAUGGUGCUGAGCCACGUGCCCCAACACAUGCUGCUCAGGCACCGCCGCCAGGUAUGCAGGCGCUGGCGCAACCUGGUGGACUGCCAGGCCCUGUGGCUGAGCAUCCUGCCCCGGAAACACGCUGCCCUGUGGCCCAUCGUCAGCACCUGCCUGCCCGCCGCUGACGACCUCAGGCCCUGCGUCCUGGGCCGCUUCUGUGAGCGCAGACCCAUAGGACGCAACCUCCUCCUGAACCCCAGGGGCCUAGAUGGCUUCCCAGAACAGCCUAUGCUGAGUGGUGGGGACGGCUGGACAAAGGAGGGAAAAUGUAAGGGCAUGCCUGCAGCUCCUUGUGAGGUCCACUUCCUACCUGCCUACUACCUACCUGGUUACAGGUGGUUUCGAAGGAAGGAAGUUUGGGACCUGGAGAAGGAGGGUUUCUGGCCAGAACUCCUGGAUAGUGGAAAGAUUGAGAUUUGUGUCUCUGCCUGCUGGAUGGAACGAAGAGGCACUAACCGUAUAUGUAUAUAUCAGCUAAUUGUCCAAACUCUAGACAUCAACCAGGCUGUCCUGCAUCAUUUCUCUUCAAAUCCUUUUCCCAUCCGGCGGUGGAGAAGAGUCCCCUUUGAGGCCAGCCAUGUGUUCUCCAACCUCAAGAACGGUGUUCACUUUGUGUCUUUUGAACAAUGGGUGUCGAAGCUGGAGUUAGGGAAUGAGCAAUAUGGAGUCCCUUUUACCAACUCCAGUGUGUUUGCGUGGAUCUGUCUGUCCUAG
Messenger RNA from Eubalaena glacialis (North Atlantic right whale), 909 nucleotides. Its product is annotated as F-box only protein 27-like. The coding region runs from base 1 to 909 and encodes 302 amino acids. Gene Ontology annotation, molecular function: protein binding; ubiquitin protein ligase activity. Lineage: Eukaryota; Metazoa; Chordata; Mammalia; Artiodactyla; Balaenidae. The transcript has a single exon. Gene Ontology annotation, biological process: SCF-dependent proteasomal ubiquitin-dependent protein catabolic process; glycoprotein catabolic process. The record is from RefSeq and is a predicted model, not a curated record. Gene Ontology annotation, cellular component: cytoplasm; SCF ubiquitin ligase complex.